AUGGGUCGCUUCGCUCCCAGCAUACCGGUCCCACUGGGACUUAUGCACUCUAUACGAGGCAGCUCAACUCUGCCCGCAACUCAGAGCGACCAAGUGGCCGCGACUCGUUCCACGAUAGCACAACUCCUGCGCCAAAUAGACUCCAAACACACCGCCCAACAGUACCUCUCUUACUUCAGCACACCCACCUUCUCGUCCCGCCCGUUCGCCGUCAUCAAAGUCGGCGGUGCUGUCCUAGCUGACCACCUCCCAUCUCUUGCAUCUGCGAUCGCCUUCCUAAGCCAAAUUGGCCUCUACCCGAUUCUCGUUCAUGGCGCGGGGCCCCAGCUUAACACGCUGCUCUCUGCCACGGGGAUCGAGUCAGAGUUCCAUGAUGGCAUCCGCGUCACCGAUGGACGUACCCUGGCACUGGCUCGUACAGCUCUACUCGAGGAGAACUUUAAGCUUGUUCAGGAGCUUGAGAGUAUCGGUGUCUCUGCCCGGCCGUUAACCUCGGGUGUUUUUCAAGCUGAGUACGUUGACGCAAGCAAGUACGGUCACGUGGGCCGAGUCAACAAGGUUGAAGACUCGUCUAUCCGGGCGGCUUUGCGCGCAUCGUGCGUGCCGGUGCUGACCUGCAUGGGAGAGACUUCCGAUGGCCAGGUUCUCAAUGUUCAUGCGGAUCUGGCCGCAUCUGCGCUGGCACGGGUGCUGCGCCCGGAGAAGGUCGUGUAUCUUUCCGAGACGGGCGGUUUGGUGAACGGAAGAACCGGAAGGAAAAUGGACGUGAUCAGCCUGGAGUGGUUGCGGAAGCAGGAGUGGACGCGUUUAGGGAUGCGGUGGAGAGUGAGGAUGACGGCCGUGCACGAUUUGUUGGAGGGAAAGGAUGGGGAAGAGGUAAGGGUGUCAGUAGUACAUCCUCGAGGGCUGUUGAAGGAGGUCUUUGCGGGCGAAGGCCAUGGAGAAGGGACGGCGGGACUGCAGCAGCAGGUUGCUAUGGUCUGACCAGGAGACUUGCCCGUGCGGUGAUUUUAUUCUCGCCCUGGCGGUGUCUAGGGGACUUUUCUUAUCACAAUCUACUUACAGUACAUACAUUUAAUUGAUUCCAAGGGAUGCUCACUUUGGCGCCCUGCGAACCC
This is a messenger RNA of Aspergillus brunneoviolaceus CBS 621.78, 1118 nucleotides long. Its product is annotated as acetylglutamate kinase. Gene Ontology annotation, molecular function: arginine binding; N-acetyl-gamma-glutamyl-phosphate reductase (NADP+) activity; L-glutamate N-acetyltransferase activity, acting on acetyl-CoA as donor. Gene Ontology annotation, cellular component: mitochondrial matrix; cytoplasm. The transcript is spliced from 3 exons. NCBI's taxonomy places the organism in Eukaryota, Fungi, Ascomycota, Eurotiomycetes, Eurotiales, Aspergillaceae. Gene Ontology annotation, biological process: L-arginine biosynthetic process. The record is from RefSeq and is a predicted model, not a curated record. Bases 1 to 984 code for a protein of 327 amino acids.